AUGCUAUUGAUGGUGUAUUUCCGGUGUUUAAUUUCACGUGUCUGGAAGUACUGAUGCUGUCAUAUCUGGUGUUAGUGUUCACACAAUGAAGUGGUCCCACAUCGUUCUCAUCCUCACAGCCUUCGUCGCAGGGCUGAGGGGUGAUACUCUACCAACAGACGAUGAAGAUGGGCCGGAUGAACUUCAGAGUUCCGGAUCAGGUCAAGGUGAAGUUCCAGAAGAAAGCGGCGGAGAUAUUGGCUGGCUGUUCUACUUCAUGAUAUGCUCCGGGAUUGCAGCUGGCAUAGUUAUCGUGGUCGCUAUCAUUGUCCUUAUCCACAGAUUAAGAAGAACACAGGAAUCCCGAACGCAGAAACCUGUGGCUGAAAAACAGAAAAGUAGCAAAGAACACGUGUAAUUUUAAACGGCCGGACUGAACGGUCAGCACAUCAUGAUCCUGGAUUCGACGCAUGGAGGCUGCGAAUGAUCAUUAAUUACCAGAAAUAGGAUGAGGGCAUUUUGACAAUAACACUCUUCCAAUGUUA
This is a messenger RNA of Haliotis rubra (blacklip abalone), 524 nucleotides long. RefSeq lists its product as uncharacterized. Lineage: Eukaryota; Metazoa; Mollusca; Gastropoda; Lepetellida; Haliotidae. The record is from RefSeq and is a predicted model, not a curated record. The coding region runs from base 86 to 397 and encodes 103 amino acids. The transcript is spliced from 5 exons.